Messenger RNA from Sesamum indicum (sesame), 1346 nucleotides. Its product is annotated as xyloglucan endotransglucosylase protein 7. Gene Ontology annotation, biological process: xyloglucan metabolic process; cell wall biogenesis. Gene Ontology annotation, molecular function: xyloglucan:xyloglucosyl transferase activity; hydrolase activity, hydrolyzing O-glycosyl compounds. NCBI's taxonomy places the organism in Eukaryota, Viridiplantae, Streptophyta, Magnoliopsida, Lamiales, Pedaliaceae. Gene Ontology annotation, cellular component: apoplast; cell wall. The record is from RefSeq and is a predicted model, not a curated record.
GAUCAUUGAAAUUAAGACAAUGCUGCACAAUUCCUUCUGUUGUGUUCCCAGAAUCAAUCAAUCGUUAUGCCACCCAGGAGUUCCCACCAACCUCGUGCCGGGACUUACAUCCCCUACAUGGCCUUCAUCAUCUUUUCAGCCAUCUUUGUCUUCAGGUUGGACGUCUUUGUUACCCAAACAAUCUCUACGGCUCGACGUAACCAAGAACUCAAAUAUGAAAUCACAACGCAGGAGCCCAGUCCACCUACCGUUAUCAAGAACGAAAACGCCACUUUCUACAAGCAUGUCCUCGUCACGUGGGGUGAAUUCCACACUGAGAUACUCAACGACGGGGAGCUCCUCAAGCUUACGCUCGACAAACAUUCUGGCUCCGGCUUCCAGUCCAGGAAACAAUUACUCUUCGGAAAGAUUGACAUGCAAAUCAAGCUUAUCCCUGGAGACUCUGCAGGCACUGUCACAACUUAUUAUUUUUCAUCACUAGGCGACCACCAUGAUGAGAUAGACUUUGAGUUCCUGGGAAAUUCCACUGGUAAUCCUUACACCCUUCACACAAACGUGUUCAGCCAGGGCAAGGGUGACAGAGAACAGCAGUUCUUCCUAUGGUUUGAUCCCACUGCAGAUUUCCACACAUAUACCAUUCUCUGGAAUCCCAAAACCAUCAUCUUCUACGUGGACAACAUACCAAUACGGGAGUUCAAGAACCUGGAAAGAAUAGGGGUGCCGUACCCCAAAGACCAGGCCAUGAGAGUACACUCAAGUCUGUGGAACGCUGACGACUGGGCCACGCAGCACGGUCUGGUCAAGACCAACUGGACCUUAGCCCCAUUCAAUGCUUGGUACAGAAAUUUCUCCAUGGAUGGCUGCAUUUGGUCUCCGGAAACAAGAGCCUCUGCUUGUACUGACGCUGAUUUCUCGACCAGACGUGUGCUGAAAAUGGAGCUGGACAGGAGGAGCCGAGCGAGGAUGAAGAGGCUGCAGAAGAAACACAUGGUGUAUGAUUAUUGCAAGGAUAAGUGGAGGUUCCCUAAGGGCCCUGGCCGUGAAUGCAGGAUGAACUAGUAUGAGGUUAUGAGUGGUUGUUGUGUUUUGAGUUUUAGUUUAGGGCUUAAGGUUAUUUGGAGGGGUUGCCAAGAAUUAGGUUAGGUUUGUUUGAUUAGUGAUCAUAGUUUAAAAUCUGUUCGGAUCUUUAUUGUAAAAUAGUGUUACGUCCGGUUUUCUCUUACUUAAAAAUAAAUGGGGCAUAUGUCUAGAUUCAUGCUACUUAUGCGUUUGGAAAGAAUUUUGUACCUAUAAUGUGUAUAUGGGUUUAUUGUGAUUUUGGUCAUGUAUCUAUAAGGGGUUCGCAA